Fukomys damarensis (Damara mole-rat) is the source of this 1157-nucleotide messenger RNA. It is a transcript of the gene Rgs1, whose product is annotated as regulator of G protein signaling 1. Lineage: Eukaryota; Metazoa; Chordata; Mammalia; Rodentia; Bathyergidae. The transcript is spliced from 5 exons. The record is from RefSeq and is a predicted model, not a curated record. Bases 97 to 726 code for a protein of 209 amino acids.
UCAUAAACAGACUCCUCUGAACAGCACACGCCUGUCUGCCUUGGCUGUAUAAAGCAGCAGAGACGUUGGCUAACAGACACUUGCUGUGAGAGGACUAUGAGAGCAGCAGCCAUCUCCGCGCCAAGGCUGGACAAAAUGCCAAGAAUGUUCUUCUCUGCUAACCCAAAGGACUUGAAAGAAACUGAUCAUUCACUUUUGGACGACAAAAUGCAAAAGAAGAGACCAAAAACUUUUGGAAUGGACAUGAAAGCUUACCUGAGAUCUAUGAUACCACAUCUGGAAUCAGGAAUGAAAUCUUCCAAGUCCAAGGACAUACUUUCUGCUGAUGAAGUAAUGCAGUGGUCUCAAUCUCUGGAAAAACUUCUUGCCAACCAAACUGGUCAAGACAUGUUUGGAAAUUUUCUAAAGUCUGAGUUCAGUGAGGAAAAUAUUGAGUUCUGGCUAGCUUGUGAAGACUAUAAGAAAACAGAGUCCAAUCUUUUGCAUUCCAAAGCACAGAAGAUAUAUAAAGAAUUUGUGCAUUCAGAUGCAGCUAAACAAAUCAAUAUUGACUUUCACACCCAAGAAUCUACAGCCAAGAAGAUUAAAUCACCCACUCCAACAUGUUUUGAUGAAGCCCAAAAAAUUAUAUAUACUCUUAUGGAAAAGGACUCUUAUCCCAGGUUCUUGAAAUCAGAUAUUUACUUAAAUCUUCUAAAUGACCUUCAGGCUGGUAGCCUAAAGUGACUGGUUCUUGGGUGAAAGGAUUUUAAAAGGUAUCAAGGACAGAAAGGAUGUGCCAGGGUGGCUGCCUGGCUGGCUCUUCAGUCCCGGAGGAAGAAAUCGACUCCAAAUGUAUGGACACGGGAGUUAACUAGGCACAGAGUUAAAGAGGCAUAAGUCAAAUAAAAGCUGAGCAACUAGAGAAGGAAGGACGACUUCAGGGGACCAUCGUAAAAUACUGUGGACCCAGAAAAUUCCUCAGAACUGAAAAACCCAGAUAACACUGGUUGUAUAAAAACUGCGAAUAACACUUAUGAGGCUGUUUACAACAUCUGUAAGUUUCAAGUUCAACUGACACUUAUGCUAUGUACUAUUAUAUAGGUAUCAUGUAUGCUGCUGAAAUCUCCUUAAUUUGGAUAGCUAUUUCAAAAGUAUUAUAUGUGUUUAAAAAUCAU